CCUCCUUUUACCGUCCACAGAGCAGCAUCGUGAUGGAGAGGGUCUUGCUGGCUCUCUGGUGUCUCUCAGGGUGGUUCGUCCUCCCCUCCUGCCCUCUCCAUCAGUACUACUUUGUGAACCAACCUUUGACUUGGCAUGAAGCUCAGACCUACUGCAGAGAGAGAUUCACAGACCUGGCCACCGUACACAGCAUGACAGAAAUGAACCAGCUUAUUGACACGGUUUCCUCCACUGGUUACUUCAGUCCAUUCUGGAUUGGUGCGUUUAGUGAGAUCAACUGGAAGUGGUCAGAUGGGAGUGAGGCUGAGUACAGGCACUGGGGAAGUGGUCAGCCUAAUUCUGUCCUAAAUGACCUCUGUGUGACGGCUAGAGCAAACGGAUGGUUGGAUGUUUCCUGCCUGUUCAAGCAACCAUUUGUCUGCUACAAAGGAACAAAACUGGAUCCUGAAUUCGUUGUUGUGAAUGAAAGCAUGACUUGGUCCGAUGCUCAGAAGUACUGCAGGGAGAACUACAUAGACCUGGCCACUGUGAGGAAUGACGCAGAAAACCAAAGAUUAGGAUCUCCGUCGAAAUGGAUUGGGCUAUCUAGAGAUGCUAAUUCUCAGUGGUCUGAUGGGAGCAGCUUCAGCUUCAGCUACUGGGAUCGUGAUGGAGCAGGAUUUGGCUCCAGGACAGUCCUCUGUGGUGCUGCAGGUCUUUACAGUUCAGGAAAAUGGAGCUUUUGGUACUGUGAAAAAAAAUUCCCAUUCAUCUGCCACAACCCAUUUGGUGAGUGCUUUGCUGCUUCUCAGUGCUCAUUUCUUUACAUUCAUGUGUUUGAUGUCACAGAAGCCAUUCCAAGCAUGUUUCAUUUAUCCUCUUCUUUUUGUCUGUGUGUGUUUUUCUAAUAAAAGUGAAGCGGGUGGUGAAGCUGAGGAUCAAACUGGACGACUCCUCUGUGGAUCUGAACGACCCUGCUGUGAAAGCGGCGCUCCUGA
Molecule: messenger RNA, 977 nt
Organism: Acanthochromis polyacanthus (spiny chromis)
Lineage: Eukaryota; Metazoa; Chordata; Actinopteri; Pomacentridae
Product: macrophage mannose receptor 1-like
Exons: 3
Coding region: 33-887 (284 amino acids)
Source: RefSeq, a predicted model, not a curated record